Messenger RNA from Pyrus x bretschneideri (Chinese white pear), 1654 nucleotides. RefSeq lists its product as uncharacterized. Lineage: Eukaryota; Viridiplantae; Streptophyta; Magnoliopsida; Rosales; Rosaceae. Bases 75 to 1514 code for a protein of 479 amino acids. The record is from RefSeq and is a predicted model, not a curated record. The transcript is spliced from 9 exons.
AAUCAGUUUGCACAAUGCCCGAUACAACAACUGAAGUGGGUUGGAAUUGGAAGGACUGAGAAGCCAACCUCGAAAUGGCGGCAGCGGCAUCAUCACCGUCGUCAUCACCAGUACGGUGGUGGAGGACGGCGUUUCUAACAGUGAGGGACGAAACCCUAACAACUCCUCUACGCACUCCAAUCCCCGAACGCCUCCAUCAUUCCAUCUUCUCCCAUUCCCAUACUCUCCUCUCCCCCGCGCCCGACCUCCCUCCUCAGGAAGUCACCUCCGAUUUGCUCUUCGUCAUGGAGCUCGUCACCGCGAAGCCUCACGGCGGAGAAGACCUUACUCCGACCUUCACUCACAUAACUCACUUGAUCCAUGACAUCUCCCAUCGCAUUUCUCUCGUAAUGAAUUCAGCUUCGUGGACUCUCCUCAUCGACUUCUUCAACAAAAUGCUGCGCUAUUUCAUCGGCUCUUCGUCGUUCACGCCGGUUAUGGAAGCUCUACAGACUCUAGGGCGUGUUAUGAGCACGUAUCAGAGGAAAUGCUCGAUGGCGGAGGAGGUUCUGCUGGUGAAGUUCCUGCUGCGAAUCAUUGAGAGCUCUCACGCAGAGUUGAGCAGCUUUUUGAACUUGAUUCUCAACCAAAGCUCGGUUCUUGAAGUUGGGAAGAGAAUGCCAGUGCCUCGAUAUGGAAGCUUAUGGGAAAUUCAGACACUUGCAUUUACUAUGGUUGGAGAGGCAAUCUCCCGAGUUGGCUCAUCCUUUCCAUUGGACAUCUGGAGAUCAACGAUUGAGGUUUUUAGGAAGGUGAUGGAUGGCUUGGUAGCUAAAAGCCAGCUUAUGGAAGACGCUUUUAUGUCCAGGUUUAAUUUAUCUCUUCUGCAUUGUCUGCAUUUGACUCUCGCAGAUUGUAAGUGUUACCUAUCUGACCAUGCAUCAAGUUUUGUGGCUGCUCUACAAAUGUUCUUUUCCUAUGGCAUUAAUAGUAGACCUCAGCAUACCUGUUCAGUAAUUGGUCAAAAAGAAAAGGAACCUAGUUUAGCAAGCCUUAAGCUGGGUUUGGAAGAUUCUAAAGAGACCAAUAGUACUCCAUAUAGGCCUCCACACCUGCGCCAAAGGGACAAUUCAAAUAUGAAGCAGAGUGAAGCUUGGGGUUCGCAAAGUUUAUCAGAUCAUGAAUCUUCCGCGAAUGAGUUUGCAUUGUCAGAUUCAGAUUACAGUGACAGUGAUGGAUCAAUUAAAGACAAUGACAACAUUCAGAAAUCAAAAGUCCGAGUAGCUGCCAUUGUUUGUAUACAGAUAUUCAAGAAUGCCUGGAGAGUUGUUACAGUUUUUACAUCUCUACAAGAAAGGAUGAAAAAUGGCUUUACAUUCAAAAGUGAUCACACUGGUCUGCUGAUUUUGUUGAGGCUACAAAGAAGUCAGGUGUUCUCUCGCUAUUUCGAUUUUCAGAAAAAGUUAGCAACCCAACGAUAUGCAUUGAGGCUCUUCAGGCGCUUAGGGCUGUGUCCCACAAUUACCCAAGCAUAAUGUUCUCCUGUUGGGAACAAAUUUCCAUCAUUGUUUAUGGCGUUUUGAGGGCAGCUAUUCAUGAAGUUCCUACAGGAUCUUGGAAGGGAAAUACUGGAAAUUUUGUCGGAUUUAUUGGGGAAAAAGUCAUUACAGCUACU